UAAAUCUACUCAAGUUUUGAAGAAAUUUACGGAGAUUGAAAGUCAUCAACAAGAGGCGCAAAAGAAGAGUUCGAAAUUGAUUCAAAGAAGGGAGUUAUAAGCAUAGAAGGUAUGAAUCUAGACUAGAAAAGGGGUAGAUGUGGGAAAACUAAGAAAUCCCAUUCCAAAUAGGAUUUAGUUGUUAUCUUAGGGACUGGGAUUUGAGUAUUAGAACCACAUUAUGAUUGGGUUUUCCUUGUCUAUACAAAGGGGGGGCCUUCGACUUCUAGAGGGAGGAAGUUGGAGGAAGAGAGAUCCGAGAGUGGAGGGAGAGAAAGGGGAAAUGCAGAAACUUGUAUUUGGACUUCAAGAGAAUAAAGUCUUGAUUUUUCCUUUUCUUCAGGUGUUAAAAGAUUGGUCCUAAAAAGAAUUAUCCAAGAGUUCGUUCACCUAUUCUCACUAGAGCUCUUGCAAGGAAGAUGGCUAACGAAGCUAAUUUAGAGAAUGUAGCUUUGGAAAAUCGUGUUGAAAAUAUGAAAAAUACUUUGAAGGAAUUGAUGGCUUCCUUCCAAUCUCUUCAAGCAACCUUAGUCACAAGGGCACCUUUGACAACAAAUCCCUUGUUUGAAGGAAAUGUUUCUGUGGCAAAUCUCGCUAUCACCACAUCUACUCUUAGAAAGGAGCCAAUGUCAUCUUGCCUGCCAAAUCCAAAGGAUGAAGACAAGGCAAUUAAAGCGAAGGUGCAGUUGAUGGAGGAAACACUGAAAUCGAUGCAAGGUGUCCAAACCAAUAAACCGGUUGGCAUCUCAUCUUUGUGCUUUUUCCCAAACAUUCAACUGUCCCAUAAGUUUAAAUUGCCUGAGUUUGAUAAGUACAAUGGCACUGGUUGUCCUUAUGCCCACUUGACGAUGUAUUGUAGGAAAAUGGCUCCUUAUGCCAAUGAUGAGGAACUAAUGAUACAUUACUUUUAUGACAGUCUGACAGGUCCUGCAGAUGCUUGGUUCUCUACUUUAGACAAAAGCAAGGUCAAAAGUUGGCAUGAUUUGACUUACAAUUUUAUGAAGCAGUAUGAAUACAAUACAUCACUAGCUCAUAACAGAGAAGAUCUUCAAAGGAUAGAUAAGAAAUCGAAAGAAAGCUUUAAGGAAUUUGCCCAAAGAUGGCGUGGAUUGGCUGCUCGGUUUGUUGUUGUGGGAGAACAAGUGGAGGAUGGAAUCAAGUCUGGAAUUAUCAUUGAUUAUCAAGCAAUGAGGAGUCUCCUUGAACAAUACCAAAAUGGUAGUUCAGGGGCUUUUAGUUCAAAGAAGCCAAGGCGACUUUAUGCCUCUGGUACCAAUUGCCCACAACAAAAAGUGAGACAAUAUUUCGACAAGCUUCCUUUGUCAUAUACUGAAGUGUUUCAACGAUUGGUAGUAGCUAAUCUUGUUACUCCUGCACCUAUGGUUCCAAUAAAACCACCAUUUCCAAUGUGGUACAAUCCACAAGCAAGAUGUGAAUAUCACAGCGAAGGUGUUGGGCAUGACCUUGAAAAUUGUUUGGCUUUAAGGCAUCGUGUUCAAGAUUUGAUAGAGGCAAAGGAGUUACAGAUUGCAUUAGAACUCGAACUUGUUGGUUCAAAUAUCACUAAAAACCCCCUACCACCACAUAAUGUUUCAACAGUCAAUAUGAUCAAGAAGGAUUUUGAGGAAGGUCAAGAGGUGGCUGCAAUUACUCUCACCAAUCAAGUUUCAUCAACUCAUAGAUAGCCUUUAAUAUUGAAGGGGCCAACGCUUAUAGUUUCACUUAGACAAGGUUGAUCUUAGAACUGCUAUUGAUGAGAGCUUGAAUAAGUGAACAAUGGAGUUUUUCCCUAUUGCUAUCAUUUUGGAAUGAAAUGUGUUUAUCAUG
Rubroshorea leprosula is the source of this 1866-nucleotide messenger RNA. Lineage: Eukaryota; Viridiplantae; Streptophyta; Magnoliopsida; Malvales; Dipterocarpaceae. The record is from the annotation of a GenBank genome assembly.